AUGCCCGGCGGACGCGCGGGAUCGACUUCACCGGUCGAUCCCAACGACCCGCUUCCGUGGCUCAGACUGUUCCCUCCUGCCGUCAACUUCCACGGCAUCGAGGCCAACACCGUCUACACCGCCGAGGUGACGGUGCGCAACGCGGACAGUCGCAUCCACACCGUGAAGAUGAUCAAGCCCACGACGAAGAAGUUCUUCCUCGUCGCGGACGCGUUCAAGAGCGUCAAGCUCGCGCCGGGAAUGACCGCGAAGUUCGAGGUGGCGUUCGCGGCGGACUCGCAAAACGAUUUCUGGGACAAGAUCGUCAUCCAGACGGAGGUUGGCGACGCGGAGCUGCCCUUAGCCGCGUACGCCCCCGCGCCCGAGUGCAGAGCCGAGGGCGACCUCGACAUGGGCGUCAUCGCGCAGGGGUGCUCGGUGACGCGCGAGCUCACGCUCACGAACCACGGAUCCUCGCCCGGCGCCUACCGCUGCGAUUACGACAGGACCCUCGGUCCCGCGCUGCGCGUGGAACCCGCGGUGGGGUCCGUCCCCCCCGCGUCCGGGUCGACGCCCGGCGUGGCCAAGGUGAGGGUCACGUGCGCGCCGGAUGCACCCGGCGCGUCCACCGAGCAGCUCGAGGUCUUCUUCGACGGCAAGGCGGCGCCGUUCCAUUUCUUCGUGGACCACACGUGCGUCCCGCACACGCUCGAGCUGCUCGUGGACGACGGGACGGGCGCGGGCGGCGCGGGGGGUGACCCGAAGCGGCUGACGGAGAUGCCCUUCGGCGCCGUGCUCUACGGCGACGCGGUGACCGCGACGUGCGUCCUGUUCAACAACGGGCCCAACCAGACCACGUUCGCGAUGGACGUGACGAACGAGGAGGAUCUACAGGGUACCGUCCACGCCAUGUACCGCGGGGAGCCCGGGCCGGGGGGAAGUUCGCGGUGUGGUGAGCUGGACGACGGUACCUUGAUCGUCGAGCCGAGGUCGGGGAUACUGAAGCCUUACGAGCGGCGGAGGAUAUCGGUCACCGUGGCGCCGAAGCUGGCGACGUCCACCAAGGGGUUUAAGUCGGUGUCGAGGAAGAUCGACGGAGACGCAAAGUCGCUCGCGUGCCUCGGGGUCAUCACCUUCUCCGGCGUGCCCAAGGCGAGGUGCCUCCUUCCGAUCACGGCAAAGGCGGUCACGGGCGCGUUGGACGUUCAGCCCGCGUCGCUGGACUUUGGGUCGGUCGCCUGCCAUGACGUGGGCGACCACAUCGUGAUGAUCAAGAACAUGAGCAAGGAGGCGCCCGUGGACUACGUCAUCGACCGGUCCACCUUCUUCAAGCCGCAGCCGGCGAGCGGUAAGAUUCUGCCGGGGCAGAGCGUCAGCGUCGUCGUCCGGUACGAGCCCAAAAACUUGGGCACUCACGUCGAGGAUCUCACCGUCAAGGCGAUGGCCACGAGCGGCAAGGUGAUGGCGAAGCGGACGGUGCGCGUCAAGGGGUUCUCCGAUUUCGUCACGGAGAAGCCGCCGCUCCCCGGCGGGACCAUGGCGGUGCCGGAGGAUUUCGAGAGGCCGCGUAAGUUUGUCAGCGCGGAGGAGGUGAGAAAGGCGACGAUUGCGAGGUCGCGAGCCGGGCGGAAGCACUUGAACCCGAUUCCCACGUCGCUUCAGCGAAACACGGGUCGGUACACGGACGACACGCUCGACAGGCGUUUCAGCGAGACGCUCACGCUGCAGCAGGCGACCGCGCGGGAGACUCACCGCACCGGCUACGUCGAUUACAUUCGGACCAACAGGCGGCGGAGCACAAAGGCGGCGAGGGUUAACCCCGCGGAUCCGACGUCGCUCGGGCUCGUGGACAGGAGCGGGCUGGUGGAUAACGGGCCGCCGCUGCCGGACCCGGUGGAGCCCCUGUGGUUGAACCCGGACGUGCCCGAGGGGAGGCUCAGGCCGCAACACAGGGCACAGCGCCUGGCGGAGGAUGACGAGCUGCUCAAGCUGGGCGUCGUCUCCAACUUUAAGCGAAUGCCGAGCACCGCCAAGGAGAUGAAGGAGUGCUCCAGGGUUCUCAUACCGAAGGAGCUGGCGAAGCUCAAGAUCGGACCGAGCAUGCUGGACUUUGGGGAGGUGUCGGUGCUCAGCGAUAACCUCAAGUUCUUCACCGUGACCAACGAAAACGAUCAGGCGGUGUUGGUCCACGUGGACACCGCGGGUCAACUGGAGCUGAAGAACUCGACGCCGACGUCGCAGGUUGUCCCGCCCGGUAAAACCGCGCACUUUGGCAUCGCGCUCUGCGUCGAUCGCGUGGACAGGAACUUCAAGACCACCGUGGGGUACUCCAUCAACAGCAACCGAACCACGAGCUACGCCUUCGACGUGCUCGCCGACGUCGUCCCCGUGCAGCUCGACCUGAACGCGUCGGCGCUCAAAUUUCGGUUCGCGCCGGAAAAUUGGGAGGAUACCGUGACGGAGACGCUGGUCGUCACGAACCCGAACAUGUACGCGGCCGAGUACCAGUGGCGCGUCCCGCCCGGGUGCGCGUACAGCGUGCAUCCGUCUCGGGGUGCCGUGCCGGGGAACGGCAUGCAGCCGGUGCGGGUCACGUGGUCCCCGUCGUGGACUGUGGGUUCGCCCCUGUCUGAGGAAAAUUUCGCGACGCUCGUCAUGGACGUCGUCGGCGGGAGCACGUCUCGUGCCGUGCGGUGCACCGCGGACGCGGGUGAGCCCAAGUUGCGGUUCAAGGAGACUGUCGUGGACUUUGAGACGAUCGCGGCGGGGCUCGUGGCGACGAGGUAUUGCACGCUUAAGAACGUGGGCAGGUUCGACGCGGUGUAUCGCCUCGACGAAAAUUUCAAGGCGAAGCAUCCGCAGUUUUCGUGCGACCCCGACUUUGGGUCCAUCAGACCGGGCGCGUCGCAGCGACUGACCGUGACGUUCGAGUCCCCGUACCCCGGCGCGCACAAGGUAAACAUGCAGAUGAACUUGCGCGGGGGCAAACCGGUCAAGAUCCCCGUGCUCACCAGCGUCAUCGUCCCGGUGGUGCACUGCAAGCAGCAGGCUUUGAAUUUCGGCGACACGUUCAGGAUGGAGAUCACCAAGCGGCCGGUGACGCUCGUGAACACCUCGGAUAUCGACGCGGAGCUGACUUGCGACCUCAGGCAGUACCCAGACUUCGACCUGGAGAUAUCACCCGAGGCGUGGUCGCCGGAGUAUUACGAAGAUGUCCCGGUGUACGCGUUGGAGACGGAUCCGGGCACCGGAGGGUCUCUGUAUAAGAUUCACGUCGCGGGUAAGCAGGAGCUCACUUUCCGCAUGGUGUUUCAUCCCACGGACACCGCCAGGAAAGUUUCGUUCGCGAUGCCCUUCUUGUUAGAGGGCGUCGUGGACCAGCCCACGCCCGCGGAGAAACUGUGCAAGACGGUCACCGCGGAGUCGAAAGAGCCGCGGGUGCUGCUGGGCACGUCGCUGGUUGACUUUGCGCACAAGAUUCUUCUCCGCGAGGGAAUGAGGAAGGUGCCGCACACGCGGGAGUUUACCAUCACGAACAACGAUCCGGCGAGCGGACCGGAGAGCCUGCACUGGGCUUUCGGCAAGCCCGUCGCGCUGGACGCGGACGAGGCGAGCGUGAUCGACGACGGCUCUCCCAAGCCCUACGAUCUCGUGCACACGUUUCAGUUUGAGCCCAAAUUCGGCAUCCUCAAACGCGGCGAGUCGGUCACCGUCAAGUGCAGCUUCUCGCCGAUGUUGGCGACCAAGUUCGAGGGCAAGGUGCCGGUGUACCUGGACGGCGCGGCGAAGACAAAGAACGCGCAUCUUCGCUUCGGCGUCGCGGGGCUCGGCGCGCACCCCAGGAUCAAGUUUGACGAGAGGGAGGUUCGAUUGGCGCCCACCCCGCUCGGCGUCGUGACGACCCGGAGACUCUGGCUCAUCAACGAGGGUUUCGAUAACAUGGGCAUCUCCUGCAAGCUUCCGGCGGACAAACUCGCGGUGCCGCUGCAGAUCGAGUGGCCUGAGGGCCAAAUGAUCGGCAUCGCCAAGCAGAGGCUCCCGGUGGACGUCAGCUUCGAGAGCAAGAAGCCUCUGAGCUUCACCGCGACGAUUGAGUUUUUGGACGAGGAUGGGAAACGGUUUCCGAUUCCCGUCUCGGGAAUCGCGGAUAACUGCACGCUGACCACGGAACAGUUCCUCGCCGCGAACGACGGCUGCCUGACGAUGGACGGCGCGGACGUCAACCGGCCGGUGAUGCUGCCGCGACAGGCGCGAUACAUGGCGCCGCCGAUGGCGCAGCUCGAUCAGGGCGCGGACAACGCCAGCCUCGCGAGGUGGCUCAACGCGUGCACCCCGGAGGGACCGGUUCGCGACAUCCCCGGCGAUUUCAUCCGCACCAAGGGUUUGCUCCUGGUGGAAAUCAUCAAGUUCUGGACGGGACGAGAGAUCGUGGCGACGGUGGAGAAGCACGGGCUGAACAAGCGCCAGCACGCGCUCUGGCUCUGCGAGAGGUUCGACAAGAUCAUAACGUACCUGAAAGGAACCGGCGCGCUCCUCAACGGUGUCUACCCCGAGUUUCUGGUCGACGAGCAGGACUACCACAGGCUCUUGAGGGACAAGAUGGCCAAGGUGCAGUCAGGGGAGUGGUCCGUCGUGGACGGGGACAGGCUGCAACACUGGAUCGCUCUGUACGAGGACAGGGAUAGGUUCCGCGAUGUUUCCGCGUCGGCUUGGCGCGCGGUGCUGAUGCAGACGAUUCGCAUUUUCGUCCUCAACCGCAUCACGCCAAAGCAGUUCAGCACGGUGCCCAACUGCGGGGACCUCGCGGUCAACUCCGCCACGGACGCGUCCAUCGCCGGGAGCAACGUCUUCUCCGUCGCGGAGAGCAUCAUCUUGAAGUGGAUGACGCACCACCGCGCGAGGGUCUUCCCGGGCGCGGCGAGGGUCUGCGAUUUCGACGACGACCUCCGCGACGGCACCGUCCUUUACGGGCUCUUAGUCAGCCACUGGCCGAACCUCUCGCAGUUCUCCCAGGACAUGAAGUUCGUCCCCGAGACCCGCGAGGAUAUCGUCGCGAACCACGAGGUGGUCCUGGACAUGCUGAGGUACGUGCAGCUGUCGUACGACGACGUCACGGCGGAUGAGCUCGCGAGAUCGAGUCCCAGCGAGCGACUCCUGUUCUGCCUGUUUUUGUACAACCACCUACCGCAGCUGGUGCCCAGGACGGUCAUCGACUUCCCGACGCUGCUCGGGCAAAAGGUUGUGAAGAACAUCGAGCUGACGAACCCGGCGAUGACGCCCAUCUCCUACUCCGUCCGUUUGGAGGGUAACCCCGACUUCACCGUCGAGGCGACCACGGUGAGAAUGGAGAAGAGGAGCUCGGCGCAGCUCGCGGUUUCUUGCACGCCCACGUCGUCGCUCCCCGAACGGUGUCGGCUUAUCCUCGCUGCGGUGAAGGAGGAGUCGCAGGUGAACGGGAGCACGCUCGUGUUCGAUCUGAACCCCGUGGUCAAAUCGUCCGAGCCCAUCCGCAAGAUUGACUUCAAGGCGAAGUGCUACGAGUACACGGAGCAAAUCAUCGAGUUGCAGAAUCCGUACCCGGGAGACUGCGAGUUUGGCAUCGUGUGCACCAACUACACCGCGGACGAGGUCGAGGCGAUGGCUGCCGCGAAGGAGGCGGAACAGAUGGAGUUACACUCCGCCGCGUACACCGGGCGAACGCCGAGGACAUCGAGGAGAUCACAAAAAUCAAUCCGCGAGCUGAUGGGCAAACCCCCAGAUCCGGCCCUGGGUAAGAUUGACCCGUCGCUGUACCCUGACCCCUUCGGCGUUGAUCGCAGAUCGGUUCGACUCAAGAAAGGGGAGAAGGUCAAGCUCCGCGUCAGUUUCCUGCCGUUCAUCAUGGGACCUCACACCGCGCACUUGUCCUUCGAGGAUCACCGAUUUGGCAAGUUUGUCUACGAGCUCGCCGGCGGGGCGGAACACCCGCAGCCGAUGUCGGAGCACAAAGCCGAGGUGGACAUCAAACCCCAGAUGUCGAACAUCGUGGUGUCGUUCAUCAACAACCCGCUGGAGCUGGCGAAGCGCACGUUCCUCGAGAAGCACCCGCUCGCCAAGGUGAAGGACCAGGCUGAUCGCAUUCGAAAGGCUGAGCCGUGGCCGCAGAGCGUGGUGUACGCGCUCGAGGUUGUCUCCUCGCACAUGGAGAUUUUUGGCAAGCCGCGGCUUCCGCUCGUCAAGACCCCGAGGGCAGGUAAGAAGACCGUGACGACGGGCGCGGACGGCCAGAAGGUUGAGCAGUUCAUCCCGGGAGAGAACACGGUGUCGCUCAAUCUCAAUCUUCGCAACGCGGGCGUUUAUCCGGGCAAGGUGGUGCUCAAGUCGCAAUUUGACGUCAGGGUGGUCGACCUCGAGUACAGGUGCGGCCUCACCGGCGACGCCGCGCAGCUCGAGUUCGAGUGCGCUGCGGGCCAAUCGAUCACCCAGAACAUUCCACUGGUAAACAGCGGCAUGAAGCCCAUGAGCGUUACCGCAAACUUUGCCGGGCAGCGCGAGUACUUUGCCGGUUACGGCCGCGACAUGGUUGUCGACGGGAAGAAAAAAGCCGAUUUCCCCCUCACGUUCAGACCCGCGAGGCCGGGAACUUUCCUCGCCAAACUGGUGCUAAAGACGGGCGGCGAGUCCAUCUCGUACGCGCUCAAGGGCGUCGCGAACGAACCACUGGCGCAGGGCCACGUCGUCAUCGGCGCCGACGCGAGGGGCCGGACCCGGCACAGGUUCACGGUGCCCAACGUCUUUGGAGCCGAGCGCGAGGCGGCGUACGAGGUCAGCUCCGACCUCAACUUCGUCGGCGGGGACCCGCAGUGCGUGGUUCGACCCAACGCCACCUCCACGUACGACAUGGGCGUGGCGCCCACGUGCUCCGGCGUGUUCCACGGCAGCAUCACGUUCACGGCGCCGGACGGUUCGUUUUGCUGGUGGACGCUAGAGGUUAGAGUCGCCCCGCCGCCAGUCGAGGACACGCUCGAUUUGACGGUUCCCGUGCGGGAGGCGCUCACGACGCAGAUCACCCUCGCGAACCCCUCCGCCGCGCCCGCGACGUUUCGCAUCUACCGCGAGGGCCACGGCGUGCUGGGCGCGGACACCAUGCGAAUCGCCGCGCGAUCCGAGAAGACGUACGACCUCGUGUACUCGCCGAUGCUCACCGGGCCGACGGAGGGCAGCGUUCGAUUCGUGUCCGCGCAGCUCGGAGAGUUUUGGUACGCGCUCAGACUCGACGCGCUCGACGCGACCGCGGCCGUGGUGCCCGAGAUGCGUUCCGAGGUUGGCGGCGCGCGCGGGUCCACCGUGUUGGACAUCGAGAACCCCUUGGACGAGGAGGUUCUCGUCGCGCUGUCGUGCCCGGAUAAUCCUCGCAACUUUAUCGUCGCGCCGCCGAGCGUCACCGUACCCCCCUUCGGCGUCGGCAAGUUCAGGGUGACGUACGCUCCGAGCAGCCUCAACCAGCUGGAGACCGGGACGAUCGUGGCGACGAACGAGGAGGCGGGCACGUGGACGUGGUCCGUCAGCGGAAGAGGCGCGGAACCCACCAAGCUCCCGGCUACCGACAUCUUCGUCACGCUCGGGCAAACCGGCAGCGGUUCGGUCAGCUUCCAGAACCCUUUCCACGAACCAAUCUACGUGGACGUCGCCAUCGAAACCGACGAGGAUGCCGGCGUGUGGGAGGACAUACUCAAGAAGAGGCAGGGCGUGCACGUGGACGGCUUCCAGGUGGUGCCCAUCCCGUUCAAGUUUUCGCCCCGAGCGAUGACCCGCCACGAGGCGACCAUGGUCAUCACCACCGAGAGCGCGGGCGACACGCUGACGUGGAGGUACCCCCUGAUCGGCAUCGCGGAAGCUGUGCCCAAGGGAGAUCACUUCAGGAUCGAGGGCAAGGCCCGACGGCGGUGCGAGAUGGGCCUGGAGGUGUUCCUGCACGGCCUGAAGGUGGACGUUCCGAUCGAGCACUACACCUUCGAGGUCGUGGUGCCCGAAUCGGAGAAACACCACCUUCGCAAGGCUCUGGUCAUCAAGCCCUUGAUGGCGAGCCUCACGCCGAAGACGAGGAGUUUGCGCUUCGCCGUCGCGUUCCGACCAAAGCGCGCGAUGUCCUGCUCCAUCGACUUCCUCGUCAACAAGCAGAGCGGCGGCAGGUGGCGGUUCCCCAUCCACCUCGAGGCGAUCGAGCCCGAAAUUGACGGCACCGUCGUCGUCGAGGCAAACGUCAACGAGAAGGCCGAGGCUGUCUUCUCCCUGGCCAACCCCGACCCGGAGGCGUGCGCGUUCACGGCGUACUUCACGCCGGAUUCGCCAGCGGAGUUCAGCGUCAAGCCCAACGUCGGGACGAUGCUUCCGGGGAAAUCACCGGAGACUCCUCUGAAGCCCGGAGCGGACAGGGGCGUCGCGGUGGAAACGGCAGACGGCGGCCCGGGCGUGGACCUGAGGAUCAGGUACAGGCCCAAGGAGUACGGCGGAGACAGGGUGGGGAAACUGGUGGUCACCACGAAGGAGAACACGUGGGUGUUCGAGGUGGUGGGCACGAUGCCGGAAUACAACGUGCCCGUGGUGACGACCAAGCUCAACACGAGAAUCGAUCCGUCGGUGGACGAAGCGCUGAAGGUUGCGCAGCGCAGGCGAAGACCGGGGACGAUCGUGCGGGAGAACCUGCGCGCGGAGAACUACACGAGCAGAAGGCUGCUGAGUAAGACGCCGGGACACGAAAUCACCCCGAAGGAUCUCAUGGACACGACUAGGAGCCAAUUCAACUAG
Messenger RNA from Micromonas commoda, 8766 nucleotides. It is a transcript of the gene FAP47, whose product is annotated as flagellar associated protein. The record is from RefSeq and is a predicted model, not a curated record. The coding region runs from base 1 to 8766 and encodes 2921 amino acids. NCBI's taxonomy places the organism in Eukaryota, Viridiplantae, Chlorophyta, Mamiellophyceae, Mamiellales, Mamiellaceae. Gene Ontology annotation, molecular function: protein binding. The transcript has a single exon.